Messenger RNA from Fusarium sp. VM40, 3690 nucleotides. The record is from the annotation of a GenBank genome assembly. Lineage: Eukaryota; Fungi; Ascomycota; Sordariomycetes; Hypocreales; Nectriaceae.
AUGUCGGGAAAAGACGACGCGGAGGAUCACCGUCGCUACACAACUCCGUAUAGCGCUCGGCAUCCCAUUCCUACCGUCUCCAGAUAUCGGGAAGAGAGAGCUGCCCGCCAGGAUGCAGCCUCAACAAAAGUCGAUGGGACUUCAGAUGAUCCAAGUUCAAACGACUACCAAUUACAGCAGAAAUCUAGGGAAGAUGCCGGGUCCAACCUAGAAUCAGAGAGAACUGAGAAGGGCAAUGAAAAUGACAAUGAAAAGAGCGAGAAGAACGAAAACAAGGGAGAUGGAAACGAAAAUGGAAAUGGCGAAGAAAUGACCGAUACCUCACAAAUUGGUCCCUCAUCAUCAGAUCCCAAACAAAGGAGAAAAGAACUCAAGAAGAGCAACCGAGAGAGAGCCGAGCGUGAAGUCACGGAUCCUAUUACCCAUCUCCCUGUCACUAUUCAUGACUUCACAGAUGAAGCCCUUGAAGAAGUAGACCGUAAUGAGCCUCCCUUUGGUACGACACAACGAACAGCAACCGGAGGAGAAAAUAAGAGCAAAUCGGAAGAUCAGCUACGCGAAGAGCAAAAGGAAAUCCAACAAAGUCAUGAUGCCAUGGGCGAGUUAUUUCCACCGCCAGAUUUCGAUGCUCUUCGUAUUGAGCUUGCAGCCAUUAGCAAGCGUGGUAUCACGGUCGGGCUUGCUGGUGUUGCAGUCAUCGUUACUUGCGCGUUUGGGUUCGAAAGACUCUUACGCGAAGGUAUAUUGCAAAGCGAAAAGGCCAAGUCAUGGUUUGUGGGCGGCACCCUCUGGCUGGUAUUGGCCGCAGCCAGCGCCGGUGCUGUCUGGUUUCUUGUUGAAUUCGUUCGAGAAUGGAUGUCCAACAAGGUUAACAACAUAUUUGAAGACGAGGUGUGGGAUGCCCAUCGACGAGGCGUCGUGAAGGCAUCCAAAAAGAACGAGACCGAGACAACCGUAUGGCUCAACUCCUUGAUCGGCUCCGUUUGGCCUCUUAUCAACCCCGAUCUAUUUGCCAGUCUUGCAGACACCUUAGAAGAUGUGAUGCAAGCCUCGCUCCCGAGGUUUAUUCGCAUGGUCAGUGUGGAGGAUAUCGGCCAAGGGAGCGAGUCUCUCCGUAUUCUCGGUGUACGAUGGCUUCCAACUGGAGCUGCAGCUAGAGCCGUUAAUGAGGACGGGCAGCUCAUGUCACGGGAGCAGAGUGAGAAUGAUACCGAAGAGAAGGACGGCGAGAACAGCGAUAGCAGUGAAAACCUGCAGGAUGGCAUGGAGGCCGAAGAAGGAGACUUUAUCAACCUUGAGAUCGCAUUCGCUUACCGCACUCGAUCGUCUUCCAAGUCGCUCAAGGAGCGAACUAAGGACAUGCACUUAUAUCUUGCCUUUUAUCUCCCCGGAAACAUCAAAAUUCCUGUGUGGGUAGACCUGCAAGGUAUUAUUGGUACAAUGCGCGUGCGCCUUCAGCUUACUCCAGACCCUCCCUUCUUCGCUCUAUGCACUCUCACCUUUCUCGGACAGCCAAAGGUCAACGUGAGUUGCGUACCUUUGAGUAAGCAUGCCAUCAACAUCAUGGAUGUGCCUUUUAUCAGCAACUUUGUUCAAUCUGCCGUUGACGCAGCCAUGGCUGAGUAUGUCGCACCAAAGAGUCUCACUCUCGAUUUGAAGGAUAUGCUUGCUGGUGAUGAUUUCAAGAAGGACACCAAUGCGGUGGGUGUGUUGGUGGUUAACAUCAAACGCGGCUACGACUUCAAGGUGGGCGACACUGGCAUUCCACUUGUCAAAGACGGUAGCUCCGAUGGCUACGUCUCGGUCGGCUGGGCCAAAUUCGGUAAAGUGAUGUGGACAACACGGGUGUUGCAGGGUGAAAUGGAACCUGUAUGGGACGAGACUUGCUUCAUACUGGUGACACCGCAGGAGCUCAACAUUGACGAACGUCUGCGUGUCCAGCUAUGGGAUUCUGACAGACUAACCGCAGAUGACGAUCUUGGAAGAAUCGAAGUCCCAAUCAAGGAAUUGAUGAAAGAUGACAAGUCUAAUGGAAAGAUGUCGCAACGACAAGAUAGCUUCAGAGCUUUGAAGUCGGGUGAUAGCAUGCCUGGAAAGCUAGAAUGGAGCGUUGGCUACUUUUCGAAGACCAGGAUUCAGCAAUGCCAGUUCGAGAAGCAAACGCACGAUCCCGAGAUCCGCACCAUGGAUCAGCUCAAGGACAAGACUAGAGAGUCAAGCGAGAACAAACUCCGUGAGACUAUGUACAAGGAAGGCGGGAAGGAGCGCGACGCCGACGAACUUGAACAACAGGCUAGUCAAGAGCUUAAGGAGGAACAAGACGCCAUGAUUAUCUCAGCACCUCCCCCCGAUGGCUACCCCAGCGGCGUGCUUAGUAUUCAGAUCCACAAUAUUGUAGGUCUUGAGCUGGAGCGCCUCAACAAGCGCAAGGCUUCCAAUGACGCUGAGGCGACUGACGAAGAGGAUUCUGGCGAAGGUCUGCCAAGCGCAUACUGCACCAUUAUCCUCAAUCAUCGGAAGACUUUCAAGACAAGGACAAAGCCUCAAAACGCCAAACCUUUCUACAACGCUGGCUGUGAGAGAUUUAUCCGCAAUUGGCAUGAAGCAGAGGUGUUUAUUGCAGUCCGUGAUGCUCGUGUGAAAGAGGAUGAUCCCCUAUUAGGCAUCAUCCAUCUGCCACUUUCAGAUGUAUUCCGCGAGCGUUCGCAAGUCAUGAGCUUCUGGCCUCUGACUGGUGGCAUUGGUUACGGACGUGUUCGUAUCUCCAUGGUCUUCCGCAGUCUCCAGCUUCAAGCCCCACGGAACCUCUUAGGUUGGCAGUAUGGUACUGUUGAGGUGAAACCUACUGUCACAGUCCUAGACUGUCCUCCUGAUCUUCGCUCAUCGAAGCUCAAGUUCCGAACUAGUAUCAGUAGUGCAAAGAUGUACACUGAGGAUGGUGGAAAUGAAGGAACAGCAACUUGGAAAUCGAAGCGAGGCAAAUCACUUGCUUUGGCUGUUGCGUCGAGAUACAGUAGCUGCAUGUCUAUUGCUUUUCGGAACAAAGGUCUCUUAGGAGAGGAUACUGUUGCAUUUGCUGUCCUCUGGCUCAAGGAUAUUGUCGACGAGAAGCAGACGGAGUUGGAGCUGCCAAUCUGGAAGGGUGACUUCAAGCGUGCUAUAUCUUGCAGUUUGGAAGAAUGUGGCGAGAGAGUCGGCACUAUCAAGCUCAAGCUCACAUUUUGGUCCGGUUUGGGAGGUGCCCAUUCUCGUUGGGCAAGUCGCGACGAGCACCUGCAAAACGUCGUCGAAGUUAUCGAGACUGCCCGCGACAAUCUCGAGCUGGGUCGUCAGGCAAAGGAUGCUGGUAUUGUGGACUCUGAUGAUGACGAUUCAGAUCGAGAUCGUCGUCCGGGUUCGCUAGACAGCGAUUCAGACUCUGGCUCCAGCUCAGAUACAGAAGAUGACGACGAGGGACAAAUAUCUAGUGUUCCGGAUGGUAGUGCCGCACAAAAACAAGGCCCCAUAGACAAGGUUCGGGAUUAUCGCCGCCGAGACAAACGUCUGCAUCGUCAGCAUCGGGGUCUAAUGCAAUGGAAGAUCCCCCGCACGGCCAAGUGGAUCAAGAACAAAAUAAACCACGUUGGAGACAAAGCCUCUAACGUCUUUGACCACUCCUCCAAGCAGCCCGGCAUCGAGACCGAGGUCUAA